AUGCUUAGCAACCUGAUUGAUAUGCUUGAAGUCAUUUAUGAAAACGUUAAACAAGCAAUGCAAAAGCGUGAACAAGAUGAUAGACAAACAGUUUCGAUAACAAGGGAAACAUUAUCGACACGUUUGCAAGACGAACGGCGAGUAUUCAUCCUGACAAAUACUCCUGUAUUUUUGCCAAAUAUGUUUUCUACGAGAAAGCGUCAAGAUAAUGAACGACAGAUGGACAGCUUGGAAGGCACUGGUCCCGCAACAAUGUCGGCUUAUGUGGAGAUUAUAUUCGAUAACAGCGACAAUCGAUUUCCGACUGGAAAGGAUGAAGUGGUUUUACGACGUACUAUUGGUUUAAAGAAGGACGAAUAUUCAUUGGACAAGAAGAGUGCAACGAAAGCCGAUGUGAUGAAUCUGCUGGAGAGCGCCGGGUUUUCGCGUUCGAAUCCUUAUUACAUUGUUCCACAGGGUCGGAUCACUGCACUGACAAAUGCUAAAGACCAUGAGCGACUCCAUUUGUUAAAAGAAGUCGCUGGUACAAGGGUCUAUGAACAAAGAAGGCAAGAAAGUAUGAAAAUCAUGGAAGAGACUGAUUCGAAGAGAUCUAAAAUCGAAGAGCUCCUAAGCUACAUCGAGGAGCGACUCGAAGAGUUAGAAGAAGAAAAGGAAGAACUAAAAAAUUUCCAAGACAUGGACCGUGAGCGCCGAUGCUUAGAAUAUACAAUUUAUCACCGUGAACAGACGGAUCUUUUGCAGCAACUACAAGAGAUGGAUGAAGCUCGGGAAAAAGAUGUUCGUGGGUCGGACGAACAGAAUAAAGAAUACGACCAGCAACAUCGGUCAAUAACAGAAAUAGAAAGUCAGAUUCAUGAGUUGCAGGAAAAUAUCGAAUUUCUCAAAAUAGAAAAAGAGCAACUCGAUGAUGAUAAAAGAGAUCAUAUAAAAGUCUAUGCUCAAAUUGAACUAGAAAUCAAAGAUCUUGAAGAGACGACAUCCCAAAAUCAUAAGCUGAAGAGAAAACGAGAGGCGGAAUUGCGGUCUGUUGAAGUUGAUAUAAAACGCAAAGAAUCGGAGCUAAAUGAAGUUUUGCCGAAUUAUGAAAGGGAAUUGCAUCAAGAAGCUCAACUUAACGAGAGUCUAGAGCAAGCGGAGCUCCGAAGACAAGCCCUGUAUGCAAAACAAGGAAGAAGCAUUCAAUUCCGCACGCGAGCUGAGCGCGAUGGAUGGCUUCAGGAAGAAAUGACUGAAAUUAAACGUACAAUUACCGUACAACAAAAACAAGCUAGUGAUUUAGAACAUGAAAUAGAAAAUAUUAAGCGCACCAUCGAAACGACCGAAGUCGAAAUACAGAACAAGAGGGAACAGCUAGAACAACGUAAAAAGAGUCUUGAGCAAAUGAAUACUGACCUUAAUGAAUUAAAAGCAAAGAGGGACAAGCUUACAGACGAAAGAAAAGAACGAUGGCGAGAGGACGCACAGCUUGAUACUAAGUUGAGUAACACACGUGAGCUGUUGCGGAAGAGUGAAAGGUCUUUAAUGGGAUCUAUGGACAAGAAUACUAGUGCAGGUUUGGCUCUUGUGAAGAAGAUAACUGAACGUUACAAACUUAAGGGGGUAUAUGGACCUUUGUUUGAGUUAUUUGAAUGCGUAAGUGAUUCCUACUGGACUGCUGUAGAGGUAACUGCUGGUCAAAGCUUAUUUCAUGUAGUAGUCGACACCGAUGAGACUGCUACGAAAGUCUUGAAAGCUCUCAAUGAGGCAUCAAAUGGUCGCGUCACUUUCAUGCCUUUAAAUCGUCUACAUCCGAAACCAUGCGAAUACCCGGCUGAUGACGAUGUCAAACCCAUGUUAGAAGUAAUAAAGUUCGAUGAUGAGUAUGCUAAGGCUUUCCAACAAGUUUUUAGCCGAACAAUCAUAUGCUCUAACCUCGAAAUCUGUGCAACGUUCGCGAGGAGUCAUGGCUUGAAUUGCAUCACAAUGAGUGGUGACCGUGUAGAUCGUAAGGGCGCCUUAAGCGGUGGAUAUCAUGAUGUUAGACGGAGAAGAUUGGAAGCUUCCUCAAACUAUAAGAGAUACAGAAGCGAAUGUGAAGAACUGGAAGGUCGGGUCAAUGCAAUAAAGAGUGAUAUUACACGUCUUGAUCAAAGCAUUACCCGUGUCCUGGGUCAGAUGCAGUUGAUUGAAGCGAGGCGAAGGCAAGCACAAGACAGCCGUGAUCCGCUCAUAUUCGAAAUUAAUUCAAAGAUAAAAGAAGAGGCUAGUUUACGAGAAUCAAAAGCCAACAAGGAGAAAUCUUUACAAAAUGUGCAAACUGAUAUCAGAAUGCUUACCGCUCAAUAUCAAGCCCAUCAAAUGGAAAUGGGAACAGAGCUUGCUCAGCAGUUAACACCACAAGAAGGGCAGCAACUUGCAGAAUUGAACGCGUCGAUUGAAGACUUACGGGAACGUCUAGCAAGAUCAUCAACCACAAGAUCGCAGUUGGAAAUAAGAAAGAACGUGCUCGAAAAUGAACUCAACGCAAAUCUUAAACGACGUAGAGAUGAGUUUGUUACGCAGAUAGAAAGUCUUACAACUAAUGAAGAUGCUCGUUUAUCAGUCAACAAGAAGGAGUUGGAAAAGACAAUUCAGAAUAUUAAUAAUCGUGCCGAAGAAAUUGAGAAAACUCUGCGCAAGUUAUCUACGGAUUUAACCGAUAAGAACGAGGAACUUGAAAAAGCUAAAGCGGAUCAAGAGAUUUGGCAACAAGAAAUGGAAAGGCAUCAAAAAGUAAUGGAGAAAUUUUUGUCGAAAAGAAGCUUAUUGCUUAAGAAGAAAGAGGAAUGCCAGAAGAACAUUCGCGAACUUGGUGCAUUGCCUGAUGCAGCUUUUGAGAAGUAUACUAGCACUGACUUGACCAAGCUUUUAAGGAUGUUACACAAAGUUCGAGAGGGCUUGAAGAAGUACAAUCACGUCAAUAAAAAAGCCUUCGAACAGUAUAACAAUUUUACCAAGCAAAGAGACACGCUAUCAAAACGAAAAAUAGAAUUGGAUCAGUCUAAAAGAUCUAUUGCUGAUUUAAUAGACGUCCUCGACCAACGGAAAGACGAAGCGAUUGAACGUACGUUUAAACAAGUUGCCAAAUAUUUCUCUGAAGUCUUCGAGAAACUAGUUCCUGCCGGGCGAGGUCAACUAAUUAUGCUGAGACAUAUUGAUAGGGAUGGGGAUGAGGACGAAGACGAAGAAUUUAAUGAAAACGAAGGAAGCUCAGUAGAUAACUAUACAGGUGUUGCAAUUAAGGUCUCUUUUAACAGCAAGACUGACGAGGGCCUACGAAUGCAACAACUAUCAGGUGGACAGAAAUCUCUGGUUGCCCUCACACUUAUAUUUGCAAUACAACAAUGUGAUCCAGCGCCGUUUUAUCUGUUCGAUGAAAUUGAUGCCGCGCUUGAUGCUCAAUAUCGAACAGCCGUUGCCUCAAUGAUACAUGAAUUAAGUGAAAAUGGCCAGUUUAUUACCACUACGUUUCGACCCGAGAUGUUGGCGAAUGCGGACAAAUUUUAUGGCGUGACAUUCUCUAACAAGGUAUCACGCGUUAAUUGCAUCACGAAAGAAGACGCUUUGAAUUUCGUCGAGCAGGAACAACCACAAUGA
This is a messenger RNA of Paraglomus occultum, 3618 nucleotides long. The record is from the annotation of a GenBank genome assembly. NCBI's taxonomy places the organism in Eukaryota, Fungi, Glomeromycota, Glomeromycetes, Paraglomerales, Paraglomeraceae.